This is a messenger RNA of Cyclopterus lumpus (lumpfish), 2718 nucleotides long. RefSeq lists its product as uncharacterized. The record is from RefSeq and is a predicted model, not a curated record. The coding region runs from base 357 to 1223 and encodes 288 amino acids. The transcript is spliced from 4 exons. NCBI's taxonomy places the organism in Eukaryota, Metazoa, Chordata, Actinopteri, Perciformes, Cyclopteridae.
UCCACUCUGCUGUUACUCUCCUUAUUCAGGCCGUUGUGUUACAUUAGACCGGAUACACUAUUGAUCCCCAUCUUGCUGCUGCAGAGAGGCCGGCAGCCUCCAGGGAGUGUACUGUAUAUGUGAGCGCUUUGUCCUUUCAUUGUCCUCAUAUCCUCUCCCUUCACUCUUCUUUCACCCCUAGAUAUGUCCCCUGAUCUACUUCUCUUAUUUCCCCCCCUCCCUUCCUCUCUUUUUCUGAGCAUCCCUCUAUCUCUUCUCUCUCUCCCUGUCCAUAUGUUUGGCUUAACCUCUUUCGGCGCCCCGAAUAAGGCGUCUGCCCCGCACUAAAAGCCGGGGGAAGGAGUGGGGCUCGCAGAAUGCAAGAGUUGAAAUACUUCAGGGACGGAGCUACGUUGGUGAUAUCGUUGGACGGUUUGAAUUGGAUUUCCAAAAGGAGGUGCAGUGACAAAGGAAUGGAGAAAAGGAAUGAAGAGCUCCAGCCGCGGAUAUCCUCCGGUGAGAUGAUCCAGGCCGACGAAGAGCUGCAGGUCAUCACCUGCAUCCUUGAUCAGAGGGGAAGUGCAGCGUCUCCGUUCUGGGGAAACGCUGACUGCAGAUCAGGCAUUGCAGCGCGGCCUUCACCUUCCUCCACGACCCCUCCCCGGUGUUGUCUUCCAGAGGAGCCGCAUCGCUCCACGCUCUCUUCUGCAGCUUCUUCCCUCUCAGGGCGUCCACCGGAGGCCCCGUGGACAAGAGUUGUUUUCAACGCGCGAGACAUUUUUAGUUUGAUAAAAAAUAAUUCAAACAUCGUGACCCUGCAGCCGGACAGCGUUACAAUGGAUCGCCAUGACAGGUUGAUCAUUUUCUGUGAUGAGGACUUACCGCUGCAACGCUUUGGGGACAUUUGCUACACUGAGGAUUGUAGAACGUCUACUGGUUGGCACAUCGAUGAUAACAAUGCUUUGAGCGCUGCCAACAGUCCAAACACAAACAACGCUAACGGGAAUCAACUUGCUAUCAGAGACAAUUUUAACAACCUUAGUCGUCUGAAAUCCUGUCCCAGCUACGAUCCAGGAGUGUUGUCUGGGAGUGACCCCAAAGGAAAAAAGAGGAAGAGUGUGUCCUUCGAGGAUGACGUCAUGGUCUACCUGUUUGAUCAGGUACUGUUUCCCUGUUACACUUGGAGAGUCCCACCUUGGAGCUGCACUCUGAGGCCGACACCUCUCUGCCAGAUGUCCCAUUAGAAGACAGUGGUACUAUUUUAAAAGACGAUACCAGUGAUUUUGCAUGUGCGACCACUUUGCACUAUUGGAAAGCAACAAAUAGCAUUUACUCAAGUAAAGGUUUGAUUUAGGUUGAAAGUAUUUCCAUCUUGUACCACUUUAUAGUCAGUAAAAGUGACUUUUUACUGGACAAUAUUGAUCUCACAGCUAUAGUGACCAGUUGCCUUAGAACUCAAGUUCUUACAAGCAUGAUAUAUAUGAUGAGCUCAUAAAAUAUGAUGCCUCCUUAUAGAUUAAACCAUCCCACAGUGUCUAACAUCGUUUCAAUUAGCUCCACAUCGACCAGCAACAACAGUAAAAUGCUCCUUAAAAAAUAAUUUCAGAAAUUAAUGAUUUAUUGAUACAAUAAUUGAACUUGUAACAGGGACCACAGUGUGUUAUUGCAACUUUUACUUUUACUGAAUAUAGUAUACCAUUUAUUGAACUAUAUAUUUUCUGAAAAUGAAUACAUUUGUAAUUUACUGAUAAAUAAAGGUGUUAUCUUGGUAAAAAUCUAUUGUGGUGUUACAAUGUGGAUUUCUUUCAUUGAAUUAUGUUACUAACUACUUAAAUCUAUAAGAUGCCUCUGACAAUGUUACAAGAUCAGGGCGGGACACUAAAAGUUAACACUGUAUGUAAAUCCUGCUGAUCCCAGAUGCUGCAGGGUAUUGGCACUUUGUUGUCACUAAUUGUGUGUUUUGCCUGCAGGCUUGGAGUGGGAAGAUGACUUUUCAGCUUUGGAGAAGAACUGCCAUUUUCAGUGUGUCACACACUCUCAGCAACACACACACAGCGCUGCUCUGUCCCGGCGCUUCUUUCUGUCCCAAAGCUGCCUGUUCCUCACCCAUGUCACUGAGUCAGACCUUGAGCUGUGAGAUAAAGUGUUAUUUACACACGCACACAUGCACACACGCACACAUGCACACAUACACACUCAUUCAGAUGUAGGUGCUGAUUUUUAUGACACAGUGGCGGUCAAACGCAGCCUUUCCACCACAUGGUCUGCUGUCAGCCAAAGGCCACCCCACUGUCACCAUGGCCCACUGUGACAUCCACACUUGUUUUUCUUUCAAACAGCCAGCCUUGGCCUCAUGGAAAAACUGACUAAUCGACCAGAUCUCAUCCUCUUCACCUUUAACUCAUCUCCCCACAUCCCUCCUUUUUUAUGAUGAGUCACGGAUUUUAAUGGCUUUUUCUCCCUCUCUCUCUCUCUCUCUCUCUGCUCCAAAUGGAUUCAAAGCACCUGUCGUUCAUGACAUCACAGCCACGCAGGGCAUUCAGCUUUCACAGUUGUUGGUAUGACACGAUCAAAGGCCGUGAUAUGUUGCAUAACAGUGAUGGUACCAUUUGCAAACCUGUCUGGAAGCUGCUUUUCAUGCCAGAUUGUGUCCUUGGACCUAAGCUGUAAAAAUAUAAACAUACAGAUGUUAUCAAUACUAGUAAAUUCAACUUAAUAAAUUGUCAUCUGUGUCUGGAA